Molecule: messenger RNA, 1787 nt
Organism: Phalaenopsis equestris
Lineage: Eukaryota; Viridiplantae; Streptophyta; Magnoliopsida; Asparagales; Orchidaceae
Product: polyol transporter 5-like
Biological process (GO): transmembrane transport
Cellular component (GO): membrane
Molecular function (GO): carbohydrate transmembrane transporter activity
Source: RefSeq, a predicted model, not a curated record
AACUAUUGACUUUGAAUCUUCCUCCUCCUUUCUUCUCCAUUAAUGCCGUCCUUAUAUGUAGCAUCCCUCACACUGCCAGUUCCUACACCCACAGGAUGGACAGCCUGAAAACAUCGCCGGAAAAAAUAGCCGGCGAUCCUCCGGCCAAGAAACCGGCCAGGAACAGAUAUGCUUUCGCAUGCGCCAUCCUCGCCUCCAUGACCUCCGUCCUCCUCGGCUACGACAUCGCCGUGAUGAGCGGCGCCUCCAUCUUCAUCAAAGACGACCUCCACAUCAGCGACACUAAGCUCGAAAUAAUCGCCGGAAUCAUAAACAUCUACUCCCUGCUCGGCUCCCUCGCCGCCGGCCGGACCUCCGACUGGAUCGGCAGGCGCUACACUAUGGUCUUGGCAGCCGCAAUCUUCUUCGUCGGCGCAGUCCUCAUGGGCCUCGCAACAAACUACGCCUUCCUCAUGUCCGGCCGCUUCGUCGCCGGAAUCGGCGUUGGCUACGCCCUCAUGAUCGCUCCCGUCUACACCGCAGAGGUGGCUCCCGCCGCCGCCCGCGGUUUCCUCACCUCCUUCCCCGAAGUCUUCAUCAACUCCGGCAUCCUCCUCGGCUACAUCUCCAACUUCGCCUUCGCCGGCCUCCCAAACCACAUCAAUUGGCGAGUCAUGUUCCUCGUGGGAGCGAUCCCGCCGGUCUUCCUCGCCGCCGGCGUACUUCUUUUGAUGCCUGAGUCGCCGCGGUGGCUGGUGAUGCAGGGCAGGCAUGCGGAGGCGGCCGCAGUUCUUGCGAGGACGUCCGAUUCACGGGAGGAAGCUGAGAUCCGGCUUGAGGAGAUAAAAAUGGCAGCGGGGGAUGAGGGGAGAAGUCACGGGGAGGGGGUAUGACUUCUUAUCCGGCCGACGCCGGUGGUCCGGCGAGUGCUGGUGGCGGCAAUCGGGCUGCAGUUCUUCCAGCAAGCAUCGGGGAUCGACUCCGUGGUGCUUUACAGCCCGAGAAUAUUCGAGAAGGCUGGGAUUAAAAGCAAGAAUCAGAAACUGGGAGCAACGGUAGCCGUCGGAUUUACGAAAACGAGCUUUAUACUGAUCGCCACUUUUCUGCUGGACAGAGUGGGGCGGAGGCCUCUGCUUUUGGGGAGUGCAGGGGGGAUGAUAUUGUCACUCCUGACGCUGGGGUCGGCGCUGCUUGAGAUAGAGCGGAAGGGGGAAGGGAAGGUGUCGAAGGGCGUGGUGGGGGUGAGUAUAGCGACGGUGUUGUCGUUUGUGGGGUCGUUUUCUAUAGGAUUGGGGCCGAUAGCGUGGGUGUAUAGUUCGGAGAUAUUUCCGUUGAGGUUGAGGGCGCAGGGAGCGAGUUUGGGGACGGCGACGAAUAGGGUGAUUAGUGGGGUGGUGUCCAUGACGUUUUUAUCAUUGUACAAGGCGAUAAGUAUUGCGGGGAGUUUUUAUUUGUAUGCGGGAAUAGCGGCGUGCGGUUGGGUGUUUUUUUAUGUGUUUUUGCCGGAGACGAGGGGGAGGAGUUUGGAGGAUAUGGAGGAGGUGUUUGGAGGGAAGGGGAAGGGGAAGGGAAAGGGGAAGGAGGUGGAGGUCGCCGGAAGAGUUGCCGGCGGAGAGGAUAGGUCUAACAACGCUUGAUCUUAUAAGGUGACAGAGAAAAAUUUGUGUAUGUAAGAAGUAUACAAAGUUGUGUACAUUGGACGUUAUGCAUAAGAUAUUUGGGAGUUAUAGGUAGAUUAGAGAGAUGUUACAGGGGUAUAAUUUAUCUAUAACCUCUCAAUACCUUCUGAAUAAUCUCCAAUGCACGUA